Molecule: messenger RNA, 3915 nt
Organism: Micromonas pusilla CCMP1545
Lineage: Eukaryota; Viridiplantae; Chlorophyta; Mamiellophyceae; Mamiellales; Mamiellaceae
Exons: 2
Coding region: 1-3915 (1304 amino acids)
Biological process (GO): protein import into nucleus; protein export from nucleus
Cellular component (GO): cytosol; nuclear envelope
Molecular function (GO): nuclear export signal receptor activity; small GTPase binding
Source: RefSeq, a predicted model, not a curated record
AUGUCGCCGCCCCAGGGCCCCGCCGUCGUGACGGUGACGGACGUGACGACGCUCGCGCGGACCCUCCACGAGACGACCGCCGCGGACGCGUCGCGCAUCGCCGCCGCGGAGGCGUCGCUCAACGCCGCCUCCGACGCGCCGGGGUACGGCGCCGCGCUGCUCCAGUGCAUCGCGCACGCGUCGUCCCCGGACCCGUCCGUCGCGUCCGUCGCGUUGCCCGCGGCGACGACGCUGCACAACUACGCGCGAUCGCGGUGGCCGCGGAAGCUCGUCCCGGGCGAGCGCGAGCCGCUUCGCGCGGCGAUACUGCACGCGCUGUGCGUCGCGCCGCCGGGAGGGCCGGUCGUGAAGCUCCUCGCGGAGACGUUCCGCAUCGUCGUCACCGAGGACGUGUCGCGCGCGAAGUGCUGGCCGGAUCUGCUCCCGGCGUUGUGCGCCGCCGUGUCAGGCGCGUUCUAUACACUGGUCCCCAUACGACCGCGUUCGCGAGAGAGCAACCUGAUGAACGGCAAGGAGAAGAGCGCGGUGAAGACGUCGAACGCGCUCAUCGCGGUGCACACGCUCCUGAAGCCGUACAAGUACUUUCACAACCCGGGGAUGGAUAAGGAGGCGGCGCCGCCGGAGCUGGAGGCGAUCGUGAAGGCGCUCCUGGAGCCUUUGCUCGGGAUGUUAAGCAUCCUCGCGCAGGGGACGCUGACGGCGGCGGCGGCGGAGAGAGGCGACCCCGCGGCGAUCGCCGCGCUCGCGGCGAAGCCGUCGCCCGACCAGGCUGGGAACGACGCGCUUCUGCACACGCUGCUGAAGUGUUUUCAUCACACCGUCGCGGCGUACAUGCCGACGUCGCUCUUGCCGAGUCUGCCGCGGUGGUUGGAGGUGCUGGUGAAAAUUUUGGAACAAGCGCCGUCGUUUUCGCUUUCAAACGCCGACGACGCCGGCGCGCACUGCGCCCCUCGCGCGCGCGCGGUCAAGCGCGUGAUCCAAGCCCUGAUGUCGCUCGUGACGCGGCAUCGCAGACACGUGGACAAGGCGCUCCCCGCGGUGUGCUCGCACGCGAGCGCGCUCGCGGGCGCGCUCGCGAACGCGCGGUUGUCGUCGGACGCCGCGGCGCACGGAGGAUCGUCCGACGUCAUGAUCGCCGCCGGAGACAGACAGUGCGCGCUGUGCUUCGACCUCCUCGCGCGAAUCUCCGAGACCGCGCCCGGGUUUAAACUCCUCGCGCCGAACUUUGGCCGUCUUCUCGAGCAGGCCAUCUUCCCCGCGCUGUGCAUGGCGCCCGCGGACGAGGAGGAUUGGCGCGACGACGAGGAGGAAUACCUGCGAAAGAACCUCCCGGCGGAGAGCGACGACGCGACCGGCUUCAACGAAGAGCUCUACGCGCCGAGACAGAGCGCGGCGAACGUGCUGGGGCUGCUCGCGGAGCGCGGCAGCGCCGGCGGCGCGCAUCCCGGGGGCAAGGACGACCGCGGGAAGCGGAAGAAGGGCGGCGGCUCGAACAGAGGCGGCGCGAAGCGCGCGCCGACGACGCCGGGCGACGUCGCGUUGCGAUUCCUCGAGCGCUUCCGACUCCCCGGUCCCGACGACGCCGGCGCGAUUACCUCCCCUGACGCGCGCGCCGCGCUCUCGUCGUACUACGGCGUCCUGGUCGCGUACGGCGCGAUGUCGCGGUGGCUCGGCGCGCACGCGCCGAAGGGGGUCGUGAGCACGCUCGCGAGGCAGCGGGUGUUGCCAGCGCUCGCGACGGCCGGCGGCCCCGGCCCCGGCGCGGAUGGUGCUUCUCCCGCGGCGACGAUGGUGCGCGCGAACGCGUGCUGGGCGCUCGGCGAGCUGUCCGCCACGGAGGCGCUCCCGGAAGGGCCGACGCACGAGGCGCUUCUGCGCACGCUGACGGACCCCGCGGCGGCGGAGGACCCGGUGUUGCGGUCCGCGGCGGCGUCCGCGAUCGCGUCCGCGCUGCACGCGUCGUGCUGGCCGAAGGACUGGGCGCCGUUGCUCACCGCCGCCGCCGCCGCCGCGGACGUCGGCGCGGGCGCGGACGCGGACGACGCCGACCCCGCGCGCCUCCGCGCGCUUCGUCUCGUCGCCGUCGCCGCGGAGGUGGCGCCGGAGCACUGCGGCGCGACGGAACUCGCCAACCCGCUCGCGGCGGCGCUCGCGAGGUCCGCGGCCGCGUUCACGCCGGCGCCGCCGCGCACGCUGCCGACGAUCGUCGAGACCGCGCUGGAGUCGCUCGUCGCGGUCGUCGACGCCGCGCAGGAGGUGGUCGACGACGCCGCGGUCGACGACGAGGGCGAGGACGACGACGCGUCUCUUGGGCGGAAGCCGCCGCACGCGUCGCUCGUCGCGCUCGUGCCGCACGUCUGCGACGCGUUACGACGCGCGUGGCUGCCGGAGGCGUGGGGGUUGGCCGCGUGGCCGACGUCUUCCGCCGACGUUCACGGCGGCGUCGGCGCGGAUCACGACGGGAUGAUGGGCGCGGACGACGACGGCGACGCGGGCGCGGAGGGCUCGCCGAUUCCGUGUUGCAUGGGCGACAUGUCGCGGUUGCUGUCGAGAGCGAUUCGAUGGUGCCCGGACGCGAACGCAUCCGCGAACGUCUCGCUCGAGUCGCUCGUCGCCGCGCACGCGAAGCUCUUGCCGGACUGGGACGCGUGGGAGGAAGAGGAAGAAGAGGCUGCGUGCGACGUCAUCGCGGACGUCGCCGCCGCGCACGCGCGCGGGCGUCUCCGAUUUUCGGCGAGCGGCGGCGGCGUCGACGACGUCCUCUCAUCGUACGCCACGUUUUUGUCCGGCGCGAUCGACGGCGCGAGGGCGCUCGGCGUCGCGCGCGCGUGCAGAGCGUCGCACGCGGUCGCGUCGCUCGCCGCGCGCGUCGCCGGCGCCGGGCCGGGACGGGGACCGGCGCGCGAAACCGACGUCGCGCGGUCCGUCGCGAGCGCCGUCGUGGGCGCCGCGAGCGCGCGUCUGGAGAGCCUCGCGAGCCCGGACAUGCCCGUCGCGAGGCCGCUCGUGCUCGCCGUCGGCGGCGUCUUGGCGCGGAGCGCGUCCGAUGGAGCGGCGGCGAUGGGCGCGAACGCCGCGCAGGAUUGGGCGAGAGCCGCGGCGUUGACGCUCGUGACGCACGGCGCGGAGAUGAGCGCGAGCGAGUUGCACGUGCUGGCAUCCGCGGCGUUGCGAGCGCUCGGAGGAGGAGGGAGCGACGGUUUGGGUUUGAACGGGGGGGUCGUGCGGGACCCGGCGGCGCGCGCGGCGGCGGCGGAGGCGGCGCUGCGGGCGGUGCUCGCGUUGAGAGACCUCCGCGCGAGCGGCGGCGGGCUCGGGCACGGCAGCCGCAAAGCCGAGGAGGAGGACACGGACGACGACGACGACGACGACGACGACGAUGACGACGACGACGAUGACGACAGCGACGACGACGACGACGACAGCGACGCCGACGACAGCGACAGCGACGACGACGGCGGGCGAGGGCGCGGCGGCGCCGACGACGAGGAGACGGAGCACGCGUUUCUCGCGCGCUACGCCGCCGAGGCGCGCAAGCUCGCGGGCGCGGGACCGGAGGACCCCGACGCCGGCGACGUCGACGACGCGGACGACGGCAGCGAGCUCGAGCUCGACGGUAUCGUCCUCGGCCCGCCCGGCGCGGAGGCGACCGCGCUGCUGCGUUGGCUGCAGUCGAGCGCGACGGCGGCGGAUUUAGGCGCGCUCGCGGCGACGUUGGCGGCGCACCCGGUGGCCGGGUUGGAGGCGGUGGGCGAUCUGCAGAGCGUGUUGUCGUCCAUGGGGUGCGCGCCGGGGUCGGAGCACGGCGGCGGCGGCGGCGGCGGCGGCGGGUGGAUCGGGAACGCGGGGUCCGCGAGCCCGGGGGGGUCGCAGGGAUCCGCGGGGAACAUCGACUUCGGCGGGCUGAGGUUGUGA